Vicia villosa (hairy vetch) is the source of this 1329-nucleotide messenger RNA. Its product is annotated as cinnamoyl-CoA reductase CAD2. The record is from RefSeq and is a predicted model, not a curated record. Lineage: Eukaryota; Viridiplantae; Streptophyta; Magnoliopsida; Fabales; Fabaceae. The transcript is spliced from 2 exons. Gene Ontology annotation, molecular function: oxidoreductase activity, acting on the CH-OH group of donors, NAD or NADP as acceptor. Bases 153 to 1163 code for a protein of 336 amino acids.
AUACCUCUAUUAACGGCCUUGGCCUUAUCUAAACCUUUUUCAAUUAAAAAAGAAAUGAAAAAACACUUACUAUAUCUGGAAUCUGGAUAAAGACAUGAACCGAAAGUUCCGUCACUGUCCAAAAAUCAUGAGCUAGAUGCAGAGACAGAAACAUGGCUAACCAAAACAGAGAAGAGGUUGUAUGCGUAACCGGAGCAAACGGUUUCAUCGGUUCAUGGCUAGUUCAAACCCUAUUACACAAACAAAACCCACACUACAAAAUCCACGCCACAAUCUUCCCUGGUUCCGAUCCUUCCCACCUCUUCACACUCCACCCCGAAGCCCAAUCCCGCAUCACCAUCUUCCCCGUCAACAUCCUCGACUCCGCCGCCGUAUCAGCCGCCAUCCAAAACUGCUCCGGCGUCUUCCACGUCGCCUCCCCAUGCACACUCGAAGACCCAACCGAUCCACAAAAGGAACUUCUCGAACCCGCUCUACACGGAACGCUAAACGUUCUAGAAGCAUCCAAGCGCGCGGGUGUGAAGCGCGUGGUUCUCACUUCCUCCAUUUCUGCCAUGGUGCCAAACCCUAACUGGCCGGAAAACAAACCGAUCGACGAAUCUUCGUGGACGGACGUUGAGUACUGUUCGUCGAGAGGGAAGUGGUAUCCGGUAUCGAAAACAGAGGCGGAGAAGGCCGCGUGGGAGUUUUGCGAGAAGAACGACGCCACCAUCGACGUGGUGGCGAUUCAUCCGGGGACUUGUUUGGGAGCGUUGCUUCAGAAGGAGAUGAAUGCGAGUUCUGCUGUUUUGCAGAGGUUGAUGAUGGGGUUUGAGGAUACGCAGGAGUGUUAUUGGUUGGGUGCUGUUCAUGUGAAAGAUGUUGCUAGUGCUCAUGUUUUGGUUUAUGAAACUCCAACUGCUGCUGGUAGAUAUCUUUGUACUAAUGGUAUCUAUCAGUUUUCUAGUUUUGCCAAAAUUGUUUCUGAAUUGUACCCUCAUUUUCCUAUUCACAGUUUCCCUGAUGAAACUCAGCCUGGUUUGACACCAUGUAAAGAUGCAGCAAAGAGGCUAAUAGACUUGGGCCUAGUCUUCACACCCAUUCAAGAUGCUAUUACAGAAGCAGCUGAAAGCCUUAUGGCUAAAGGAUUCCUGCAGAGAACACCCUCAGCCUCUCAGAAUUAGAAUUACAGUUCAUUUAGAUCUUCUCUCGAGGAUAAAUAGUCUUAGUUUUUCCCCUUCUCUCAUUUAAGGUAUAAGCAAUAAUAAAUGUAAUUAUUUAAUGUAUAAGCAAUAAUGAAUGUAAUUAUAUUACACUAUGUUUAUCUAGUAAAUAAUCUCUUUAUCCUCA